This is a messenger RNA of Lymnaea stagnalis (great pond snail), 1171 nucleotides long. The record is from the annotation of a GenBank genome assembly. NCBI's taxonomy places the organism in Eukaryota, Metazoa, Mollusca, Gastropoda, Lymnaeidae.
AUGAUACAUGGCAUAGUCCUGUUCAAAUGCUCUCUACCAAAACUUUGUGUUGUCUACCUUUUAAAUAAAAAUUAUGUUUUGUAAAUAAUGCUCACCAUUUCAAAUUUUUAAGUCAUCUAGAUGAUGCACCAUGCAAGAAAACAAGGUUCCAGGUGCCAAAAGCUUGGAUAUCAACUUCCGUAGUUUAGUCUGUGCAACCUGCAUCUUACCUUUGAGUGGUCUUCUUUUUUGUGAAAUUUGGAGCCUCAUCUAUGUUUAUGAAUCUUCAACAAAAACAUAUUGUUUAUAUGCAAGAAAUGUAAGUAAUCAUUCAGAAAAUGAAAUGCACCUACAACUUAUAUUUAUAGUGUUAUGUAAAUAGACCUGAAACUAUGAUAGCAUAAGUCUUUGUGCAUUGAAAAUAAACCCUUUCCAAGUCAAACUUGUGAAUUGCAGAUUUCUAUAAAUUAAGCCUUUAUAACUCUAUUAUAACUUUUGGUUAACAUUUUAUGUCCAGUUUAAUAUAACCAAUUAUAAAAAGUGUUGGACUGCGAUAAAGCUUUAAAAUUGAUUAAUAAGACACGAACAAAUUGUGUCAAUAGAUCAACAUAAGUUACGCUUUAAUAAUAAUUAUACAUUAUACUAUACACAAUUAAAAGUUUCGGCACAUGCCUUCAUCAGUACAAACAAAUAAAACACAUUUAAGUAAGUAUAAAUUAAAUUUACAUAAUAUCAAUAUACAUAUCCUACCUAAAACAGAAAAAAUAUAGGAGAGGGUGCUAAACCAGACGAAAACAAAGUAAAGAGGAGUUUUUGUUUUAAUUAAUAUAACCAAGGAUGCUCAUUUAAAAAAAAAAAAAUUAAAAUGAUCAAAACAGUUAUGAUGACUGAUUUGCUUUAUUUACACUUCUUUCAGGUUAAGAAUUUUAUGCCAUCUGUCAGUGUGGCCAUUGGGUCUUACACACCACAGAAAUAUGUAUGGAACAUCACUAUAGCUGUGCACACAGCACCUCGCCUCCUCAUGAUGCUGGCUUACUACAACUUGUACAAGAGAUUGUUUCAAUGGGAGGAAUGUCUCAGCAAGUUCUUCAGACUGCUUUCAUUAAUGUCACAACUGCUCAACAUGACUGAAAUUUUAACACUGAUUGGGCUAAGUUUUGUCACGUCGCAAGAUAACUAUGGUAUAAAUUAA